Messenger RNA from Macrosteles quadrilineatus (aster leafhopper), 904 nucleotides. RefSeq names its product mitochondrial 2-oxoglutarate/malate carrier protein-like. The record is from RefSeq and is a predicted model, not a curated record. Lineage: Eukaryota; Metazoa; Arthropoda; Insecta; Hemiptera; Cicadellidae. Gene Ontology annotation, biological process: succinate transmembrane transport; phosphate ion transmembrane transport; thiosulfate transport. The transcript is spliced from 5 exons. Bases 1 to 849 code for a protein of 282 amino acids. Gene Ontology annotation, molecular function: succinate transmembrane transporter activity; sulfate transmembrane transporter activity; oxaloacetate transmembrane transporter activity.
AUGGGAGCAACUUUGUUUGUGCAGCCGUUAGACUUGUUGAAAACUCGCAUGCAGUUGAGUGGCGAGGGAGGAAAUCAACGAGACCACAAGUCUUCUUUGCACGCUCUGAGAACCAUCGUUAGACAAGAAGGUGUGCUCGGACUAUACUCUGGGUUGACGGCCAAUCUGUUCAGGCAGGCGACCUACACAACCUGCCGAAUGGGGAUAUAUCAAGUCACAUUGGAUAGCUUGAAAAAGUAUGGUUACCAAGAAAAUCUGCCUACUCAGAUAGUAGCUGGGCUCGUCGGUGGCUUUGCAGCUGCCUUUGUAGCCACACCAUCAGAUGUGGCUCUAGUACGAAUGACAGCCGAUGGGCGCCUACCCGCAUAUGAACGGCGGAAUUACAAGAAUAUAUUCGAUGCUUUGAGACGAAUUGCCCUAGAGGAGGGUAGGAAGGGUGUGUUUGCUGGACUUCAACCUACAAUUCUUCGGGCAAUGGUGGCAAACACGGCACAACUAGUUAGUUACAGUCAGGCAAAACAGAUUCUCCUAAGUAAUGGGUACUUCGGAGACAAUAUCAAGUGCCAUUUUGUGAGCAGCCUUUUUUCGGGCCUUGUAUAUGCAACCACAACAUGUCCUUUGGACGUCGCAAAGACCAGGAUGCAGUAUAUGCAGACAACGACGGGAGAUGUGAUGUAUAACAACAUAGGAGACGCAUUGGCUAAAACAGUCCAGAAAGAGGGUGUGACCGCCCUGUGGAAGGGGUUCGGUCCUCUCUACACACGCUGCGCACCCCACACUGUCCUGCUCUUGAUAUUCUCCGAACAGCUUACCUCUUUAUACUCUCACCACAUUGUUGACAAUAAUUAAAACUAUCUGUAUCAGUGUACUGUACUCCUAACUCCUGCUUUCCAAAACUUAUGUA